UAAAGGAGGGAGCUUGGCAGAGGGAAAGGGGUUGGGAAGUGCGAGCAGGACCGACUCACAGCCAUGGCGGCAGCCAAGGGGAGCGAAACGGCGAUGCUUGUCAUCGAUAUGCAGAACGAUUUUAUAUUGCCGGAGUUGGAAAGUCCGGUGAUGGUGGCCGGCGGCGAAGCUAUCGUCUCAUCCGUCGUCAAGGCCGUUUCGGUGGCCCGAGAGCGUGGCAUGUUCGUGAUUUGGGUGGUUCGAGAACAUGAUCCCUUGGGUAGAGAUGUUGAGCUCUUCCGCAGGCACUUGUAUUCCAAUGGUGAAGGACCUACCAUGAAGGGUGCCAAAGGUGCAGCACUGGUUGAUGGACUUGCAAUCAAAGAAGGAGAAUAUAAGUUGGUGAAGACUCGCUUCAGCGCGUUCUUCGCGACACACCUUCAUUCACUUCUCCAGAGCUCUGGAAUCAAGAGCUUAGUUGUUGUCGGAGUCCAAACACCAAACUGUAUCAGACAAACUGUGUUUGAUGCAGUAGCAUUGGAUUACCAAACCGUUACUGUCAUUGUUGAUGCAACAGCUGCAGCUACACCUGAAAUUCAUUCUGCCAACAUUAGAGACAUGAAAAAUAUAGGAGUGUUAACACCAACCUUGCAGGAGUGGUGCAGCUUUGAUGCUUGAUUAGGUAAUUGCGGUUGUCAGAGCAGUGGUUCAUGGGGAACAUAACUAUGCAGAAAUGAAACUCCCUAGAUAACAUGCAUGGAAAGUGUCAACUUCAUGCUUUUGUUCAUGGCUUUAGAGAAUACAUGCAAUGAAGUUGCCUCCUUAUAAAUAGCUUAUGAAUGUAAAUUAUGGAAUGAUUACAUUAUGUUUCAUAUAUUCCAACUGUUAUAGAUGGGGUAUCCUUCUUUGUCGUAAUUUGUGGUUAGAAAGAUCAUAGUUUUUGACAGCAUAGAAUGCCCAUUUGAGGUUAUCAAAAA
Messenger RNA from Phoenix dactylifera (date palm), 956 nucleotides. RefSeq names its product putative inactive nicotinamidase At3g16190. NCBI's taxonomy places the organism in Eukaryota, Viridiplantae, Streptophyta, Magnoliopsida, Arecales, Arecaceae. The record is from RefSeq and is a predicted model, not a curated record.